UUGAUUCGUAAGGACGGGAUCUCUAGGGGUUUGGAGGAAAAAAUUCAUCGACAUGGACCUCUUGGUAAAAUUACCUUUUUGUUUUCUGUGUUCUCAAGCACUCUCUGGUUUGAAAUUCAUGUCGUUUUCUAAAUCAUACAAGAUCCAAGAUACUUCAAUCACGCGUUUCUUUAUAUCCCAACGUUUUAAAAAAAAAUCAUGCGAAAUGAAACGGCCAUUAUCCAAAAGCAAGGUUUCCUUUUGGGUGUGGCUGGAUCUCGGUCAGCUAAGAUUUUAACCAAGUCUCGGUCGAGUGACACAACAUAUAAAAAAAGAGAGGAAGAAACGAAACUAAAAGAAAUUUUUGCACGAGCCUCCACGUAAGGUAUCAUGAAUAUAGCACCGUUAGCUCUCGGUUGACUGAGAUUUUGCAAUCCCGCUUUUAUUUUUCCAUUUUUGUUUUGUUUUGCAAAAUCUAGCUCUAGACCGGACAAUGCCAAUCGAGUGCACCCAUGAUGGGCCAAUGAUUUGCCUUUUUCACUUUUUAGGGGCGUGAGCGCAAAUACCGGCAUUAUCCGAGGGCCUGCGCGCAAAACCCCAACCACCAACCAGACACGCACGAGAUCUUCUUCUUCAGUCCAAGGAGGGAAAGACGACUAUUUUCCUCCGCCUCGAUCCCAUCGCCGUCUCCCCCCCACACCUCGAUCCCGCCGCCGCCCCACCCACCAUGGCGCGGGCGAAGCCGUCGUCGGCGGCGGCGAAGAAGAGCCAGGCGGCGCAGCAGGGCGGCGGGGCCGGGCACGCGGCGCCGUCCGGGCUCGCGCGGUACCUCGACCCGGAGGCGCCGUGGGACAAGGACCGGCUGCUGGACGCCGUGCACUGGAUCCGCCAGGCGGUGGGCCUCGCCUGCGGCCUUCUCUGGGGCGCCGUCCCGCUCGUCGGCGCCACCUGGAUCGUCCUGUUCGUGGCCAUUUCUUCUGGCAUAAUUUACUGGUACUAUGCGCACCUAUUGAAGGUCGACGAGGAAGAAUUUGGAGGCCAUGGCGCGCUGCUUCAGGAGGGGAUGUUUGCAUCUUUCACCCUUUUCCUGCUUUCAUGGAUUCUUGUGUACAGUUUGGCUCACUUUUGAUGAGAAGCUCCUUUGUUGAACAUACCGUGAUAUGGGAUCGGAUUGGCGGAAAAAAAUUCACCAGAACUCUGUAGAUUAUUGAAGAGCCCUAGAACAGCAUUGUAUGGAAUCGGUUCAGGCAGUCAUGUUGUCUCUGAAUCCCAGUGUAAUUUUGAUAGAACAUCUUAGCAUACCAGUUGUUGGCAGAACAUGUUCAGUAUGCUUGACAUGUAACUAUUGGAUAUCAUUCUCUUAUGUCGAUUCAAUAAAAUGUUUUAACAUGUAGAUCAUCA
Triticum aestivum (bread wheat) is the source of this 1380-nucleotide messenger RNA. RefSeq names its product respirasome Complex Assembly Factor 1. Gene Ontology annotation, biological process: mitochondrial respirasome assembly. The record is from RefSeq and is a predicted model, not a curated record. Lineage: Eukaryota; Viridiplantae; Streptophyta; Magnoliopsida; Poales; Poaceae. Bases 707 to 1108 code for a protein of 133 amino acids. The transcript has 3 exons.